Molecule: messenger RNA, 1687 nt
Organism: Meloidogyne enterolobii
Lineage: Eukaryota; Metazoa; Nematoda; Chromadorea; Rhabditida; Meloidogynidae
Source: the annotation of a GenBank genome assembly
UUUGGAAGUUUGCAUCCGAAUGAUAAAUAACGAAAAGAUUGAAAUAAAGGAUGUAAAUGGAAAAUUGAAGGAACCUUUGGAGAUGUACAUUGACGCGUUGGACCCAGAAAAUGAUGAUGAUCCGGAAAGUUUGGACCCAGAAGACAUUUACGAGGAGCUUAAUUUUAGUACUUAUUUGUCGCAACUUGGAGGAAUUUCAACAAAUAGCGUUGAUGACGAAAAAGGACCAAAUAAUGAUACUGGAAGUCACAAAUCCUCGAGUCCAUCUCCCGAUUAUUGGUCUAAACAUCAAAAUGGCGGAGAACUGGACACUUCUUCUCAUGAAAAAUCGCCAUAUGUCGGGAAUGUGAGUACGCGUUCUACUUCCGAAUCAGCCUCUUCACAUCGUUCGGCAGUAAGCGGUGGUGGUGCUUCUUCCGUCACUUCACUAAAACUUACUCGGUUAGGAAGUCAGGUCAGCAAUUCUAGUUCUGUUUCAUCUCCAUUGCCUCAAACACCGCCUGCUAUCCCAGGGAUUCCUUAUAAUUCGGUUGCCGCGGGAAAAAUGCAUACACCACCAGUUCAAUCAACUGCAGCAAUGGCAAUACAUCCAAUGCAUCAAGCAGUAACAAAUACUGCUUCAACACCAACUGCGUCAACAUCAGCAAAUAUUUUAGCUUCUCCAAAAACAACAUUGCCGUCACCAUCAGCCGUAGAAAAUACUUCAAGUAAUGUUAUUGUCCAACAACAACAACCUCCAUCAACCAUCCAAGCACCCCCAACAGUUUCACCUGUAGCUGAACUAAAAGAAGAAAAUGCUGUUUCCUCCUCAGGAAUGGCAUCAACAACCUUAAUAAGGACUCGAUCCUCUUCUGUCACAUCAUCUACAGCAACAUCUUUACAUGAAGAGACAAGUCAAUUUUCUACUGUUGUAGGAGGAGGAAAUUUGACGUCAUCACCAAUAACUUCAAAAGCUCCUUUACCUUUAAGAUUCAAUUCUUCAGCUGCUGCUGGAGGAGGAGCAACAACAUCUUCAUCAUCAAAUCCAUCGCCAUUCUCAUUGCCAACAUUCAUGUCGGCGGCAUCUUCUGCUCCUCUGUCAACAACAACACCAGCAGGGAGAACAAGCGAUUUAUCGACGCCUUCAAGAAAUUCUGAACAACACCAAGAAAGUCAACAUUCGUCAAAUGAUGUUGGAAAUAAUAUAGCUGAUACUACUGAAUUUAAUGGAAAAGUUGCAAAUCUGCUUUAUAAUUCUUCAUUUGGUAGUCCAAUGAUUACACAACAAAAGAGUAGAGAACCUCAAGAGGCUGUUAUCCAACCAUGGUUAGGUGCUUCUCCUCUUGGGAUGGCUCCAAUAAACGAAGAAUUGAGUUUCCAACUGCAAAUGUUAGACGCAACACAGCAACGUUGCCCUCUUCAAAUGGACUCGGAAAAGCCUAGAAGUUAUCUGCCAAAAAUGCCCUGUUCAACACCACCUUACUAUCCUCAGGCACCUUUACCAAAUGCAGAUAGCCUUGAAUAUUAUCUUCGACUUUCUGUUGAAACUCUUUUCUUUACGUUUUAUUAUAUGGAGGGUUCACGUGCACAAUUAUUAGCUGCAAAGGCAUUAAAAAAGCUUUCGUGGAGGUUUCAUACAAAGUAUAAAUUUUAUUUUUUAUUAAAUUUUUUUUUAUUGAAAGCCUUGAGGAACAGUGCGGUCCUUUAG